ACUGGAACUGAGACGAUCAUUGUUGACCUGCAGAAAAAAACGAUCUAAUAUUUUACGAGAAUCCUUAGAAAGCUUUUUGAGAUUUGAGGAGGCCUGUUGUCACCAAGCCUCAAAACAUCAAUUUACUGACUAACAUAGCAUGUAAUAAUAAUAAUAAUAAUAAUAAUAAUAAUAAUAAAGAUGUGGUCGUCAAAAGAUGAAGAUGCUCCACAAGAUAGUUUGAAUACAGUAAUGAUUCUGGCGCAGAAGUUAAAACUGAGCAAACCUGAGACAGGCGUAUGUAUGUACAAUAGCUUUUGCUGUGGCGACAUGAAAAAAACGAGUAGUCCGCGUGAUGACAAAAACAGCUCGCAGAGCAGUAAACAAUCCGUCUGGCGCUUCAAUAGAUGUAAAACAAAGUCAGGAACUUUUGUACAAUCUAAUGGAAUUGGUGAUCAUUCUCACAGGGAUACGGGAGCGAUUAAUGGAGAACUGAGUCCAAUACUGAAAGCAAGAAACCAAAUAAAUCAGCCGCGAAACCCGUUAAAAUCUCAAACAGCGAUUGAUAUUGAUUCUGAUAUUGACGAGACGACAAGUUCAAAUGAUAGUGAUUUUUCAGAUAUUUACACAAGUGAUGAUUGCUGUAAAGAACCACCACACGUUGGUCAGUGUCCUGGUUAUAAUUCUAGCAGUGUGGACAAUGCAUCUGUAAAUAAAAGCCAUGUGGUUUAUGCGAAGAAACCUGUCGAUACUGUGGUUGAAAAAGACGCGAAUGAGAAUUUUGAUACACACCAGAAGGAAGAUACUAAGAUCUCUGUAGCAAAAGAUAUCUCAAGGGAACAAAUCUCUUCUGAUAAUACCCAGGCGUUUACUGUUCAAACAAACCAAAAACCCGUCAAUCUCAUUGAAAAAAACAAUGAAGGUUCCUUUACAAACAAACAAACAGCUAGAGCUUUCUCAACUUCAAAAGAAAGCACGUCAUUUUUGCAACCAUGUUCUUCUGAGCAAAAAAUUCAGACUAAUCGGCAUGAUUUAGAAUCAAAAGACUCAAAAGAUUCCUCUGGAGUUAAAGACAAUAAUUCAAAUUCCAGGAUUCAUCGAUUGACUGUUGAUAAGAACCAACUUAACUCCAAAGAAAUUAACGGGUCUUUUGAAGAUGAGCCUCCUUCAUUAGACAAAACAGAAACCGAUAAACAAAUGCUAUCCAUCAAUAAAUGCAACGAUUUUAUAAGGAACAAUUACUUUUCUGAAGCCAGUGGAACUUUACCAAAAGGCAGUGAGAUUAAUAACUCCGGAAGAAAACUUUCUGGAAGCAACACACAUGACUUUGGUAAAAAACUGAAUAUUUUACAAGGAGAAUUGGUACAGCUGCGACAACAUGAUGAACAACUUGCCUCACAGUUCUUACAGAUAUACCGAGACAUCCAAAUACUGAAAGUGCAAAGGGCCUGUCAAACCCACCAAGAUCUUUUGGACGAUGCAAUCGAUGAAGUUGAAGAAAGAGACCGAUUGAUUGAUUUGUGCGACACACCACCUCUCAAGUACAGUGAAUCAAAACUAAGACACUGUGGACUGACCAAGAUGAAUAUAUGUUCAAGGCGGUUCUCCUGUAGUUAGAUGAGGAUGACGAUAAUUAAUGGCAAUAAAAAAUAAUCAUAAGUGA
Molecule: messenger RNA, 1642 nt
Organism: Octopus sinensis (East Asian common octopus)
Lineage: Eukaryota; Metazoa; Mollusca; Cephalopoda; Octopoda; Octopodidae
Product: putative mediator of RNA polymerase II transcription subunit 26
Exons: 3
Coding region: 181-1596 (471 amino acids)
Source: RefSeq, a predicted model, not a curated record